AUGGCCUGCUCCGCAUCCCUCGCUGGCCCCGUCGAUGCCAACGGGCCCGGCAGCGCCGCGUCUUCCACCGCCUCGUCCAUCAUCAAGCCGGGCGGCGGCUCUGGACAGAGCAAAUGCUUCGAGUGCGACGGCGUCUCGUGCUGCUGCAUCCCGAUCCCAAAACCUAAAACAAACGCCUAA
Molecule: messenger RNA, 180 nt
Organism: Pyricularia pennisetigena
Lineage: Eukaryota; Fungi; Ascomycota; Sordariomycetes; Magnaporthales; Pyriculariaceae
Exons: 2
Coding region: 1-180 (59 amino acids)
Source: RefSeq, a predicted model, not a curated record